GGGGAUGUCCGCCAUUGUACUUACGUUGUUUCUGUCUUUUAGAGAAAGCAACAAAACUCAAAAUGCCUGAGCCGGCAAAAUCCGCUCCAGCACCUAAGAAGGGGUCUAAGAAAGCUGUUACUAAGACCCAGAAGAAGGGAGACAAAAAACGCAGGAAGACGAGAAAGGAAAGUUACUCCAUCUACGUGUACAAAGUGCUGAAGCAAGUUCAUCCGGACACUGGCAUUUCCUCUAAGGCUAUGGGCAUCAUGAAUUCCUUUGUGAACGAUAUUUUCGAGCGUAUUGCAGGAGAGGCGUCUCGUUUAGCGCAUUACAACAAGCGUUCAACCAUCACUUCUCGGGAGAUUCAGACUGCUGUGAGACUACUGCUGCCAGGCGAGUUGGCGAAGCAUGCUGUGUCUGAGGGCACUAAGGCUGUGACCAAAUAUACUAGCUCUAAGUAGAUUGUUACAGAACAUAUAACCCAAAGGCUCUUUUAAGAGCCACCCACACUUUCAAUAAAAGAGCUCAUAUCA
Messenger RNA from Pelodiscus sinensis (Chinese soft-shelled turtle), 515 nucleotides. Its product is annotated as histone H2B 8. Gene Ontology annotation, cellular component: nucleosome. NCBI's taxonomy places the organism in Eukaryota, Metazoa, Chordata, Testudines, Trionychidae. The record is from RefSeq and is a predicted model, not a curated record. Gene Ontology annotation, molecular function: DNA binding; structural constituent of chromatin; protein heterodimerization activity.